This is a messenger RNA of Alligator mississippiensis (American alligator), 4265 nucleotides long. RefSeq names its product HCK proto-oncogene, Src family tyrosine kinase (gene HCK). NCBI's taxonomy places the organism in Eukaryota, Metazoa, Chordata, Crocodylia, Alligatoridae. Gene Ontology annotation, molecular function: ATP binding; non-membrane spanning protein tyrosine kinase activity; signaling receptor binding. Gene Ontology annotation, biological process: cell surface receptor protein tyrosine kinase signaling pathway; innate immune response; protein phosphorylation. The coding region runs from base 1434 to 2942 and encodes 502 amino acids. Gene Ontology annotation, cellular component: extrinsic component of cytoplasmic side of plasma membrane. The record is from RefSeq and is a predicted model, not a curated record. The transcript has 13 exons.
GAACUGGAGCCCAUAGUGUGUGUGUGUGUGUGUGUGUGUGUGUGUGUGUGUGUGUGUGCACAUGUGCCUUGGGCAUGCAAGGGCCAGGGUCACACAUGUGUGUGCAUUCAUGCAUUGGGGGCCAAGGGCCAGGGUCACGUGUGUGUAUGUGUGCAUGCAUUGAGGGGCCAAGGGCCAGGGUCACACACGUGUGUGUGUGUGUGUGUGUGUGCAUCUACCUUCAGGUGCAGGGUUCCCAGCUCUGGCUAUUCCACCGAUGGCGUUAGGAUGAGCCAGGCUGGCUUGUUGCACUCUCAGCUGAUUUGAAGCCCUUUUUAAGACAUCAGGAUUUUGAUGGUGGUUUAACAGGUCAACGGGCAGCCCUUGCCCUCCUGUUGCAGUCUGCACACGUGUAUAUACGCGUGUGUACAUGCAUGCAUUUAUGCAUGACGUGUCUUCUGGAGAGAAUUGCAAUGGCUUGUCUGCGGGUCAUAUAGCUGCAUGUGGUGGCUCCUCUGAGGCUGAAGGAGAAGGGCUUUGUGACUGUUGGAGCGGCUGAGUGGUGUCCCCGUCCUCCCCCAGGGCAGUGCAGCCCUCCUGGCCAUGAGCACUGCAGACUAGCCGGUUGCAGUGAGAUGCGGGGUGCAGUAAAGGUAGCGAUGGAGGUUGCAGCGGCUCCAGCAUCCUGGAGAGACAGGAAUCUGUGUCUUUCUCUCUUUAGGGAGCUCCCCACUUGCCUCCCCUUUUGGUUGUCUCUGCCCCUUCCUAACAGCGCGGUCCCCCUUCCUGUUAAGGGCCAGGCUCGCAGGGAGGUGGGUGGGGUGGGGUGCCAGGCCCUGCAGCCUUGUCUAAGGGGAACCAGUGCCUGACCACAGCCCACGCUUGGCUGCAGAUGGACAAGAGGAGUCUGGAGGUGGGUGGUCAUGGGGCUUGUUACACGCACUCGUAGCAGGGACACCCGCAUUGUGUGUGCGUGGCCCACAACCAGGAGGGUGGGUAACGUGCUGGCAGGCAGGAUCCUGGGGUUCAGCAGCUCUGGUGUCUGUGUUGGAUGACACGUGCACACACCCACAUGCAAACACACACGUGCACAUGUUAAACCCCCUCCAUUUAGGCUGCCAAGUCACGCAGUCCAAUGUCAGGAAAUGCUGGACCUCAGGACCUUGCUUGUGCCCCUCUUGCACACGCGUGAUGAUACAGCUUUAGUUACAUGCUACUGCCUUGCAGCCCCUGCCCAGAAUGCCCUGCGCCUGCUCCGUGUGAAGCUGUCCCACAUUUGCUUGGCCUUCGCUGUUCAACCUGUGGUUUAGACUCGUUUCCUUGUUGGCUUUCCUGUGGUGCUAAUUGCUAUAGCAGCCGAGACCUUCACAAGCAGGCGGUAGUGACUGGCAGGAGGGCACCGGAGGGGAUUCUCCCCAUUUCACACGUGAGGAACUGAGGCAUGAAAACAAAGGAUGGGCUGCGUCCAGUCCAAGGAAGUGGGCACGCCGAUGAAGAUCCUGAAAGGCGACUCGGGCCCCAGCCUCCAGCAGCCCCAUUACGUGAAGGACCCCACGUCCCCCAACAAGAGGAGCAAUGUUUCCAGCGUGGCUCCACCCCAGCCGGCCGAGGGCUCGGACGACUGCACGGUCCUGGCUCUCUACGACUAUGAAGCGACGCACGACGCGGACCUGAGCUUCCAGAAGGGCGAGCGCAUGAAGGUCCUGGAGGAGGCAGGAGAGUGGUGGAAGGCCAAGUCGCUCGCCACGGGACACGAAGGCUACAUCCCUAGUAACUACGUGGCUCGGGUGAACUCCCUGGAGACCGAGGCGUGGUUCUUCAAAGGCGUCAGCCGGAAGGACGCGGAGCGGCAGCUCCUGGCCCCUGGGAACAUGAUCGGCUCCUUCAUGAUACGGGACAGCGAGACCACCAAAGGCUGCUACUCCCUGUCUGUGAGGGACUUCGACACGCAGAACGGGGACACGGUGAAGCAUUACAAGAUCCGGACGCUGGACAACGGCGGCUUCUACAUCUCCCCGCGCAACAGCUUCUCCACGCUGAUAGAGCUGGUCGACCACUAUAAGAACCAGAGCGAUGGGCUGUGCCAGAAACUCACGUUCCCCUGCACGGCGCCGAAGCCCCAGAAGCCUUGGGAGAAGGACGCCUGGGAAAUCCCCCGCGAGUCCCUGAAGCUGGAGAAGAAGCUGGGAGCUGGGCAGUUCGGAGAAGUGUGGAUGGCCACCUACAACAAGCACACCAAGGUGGCGGUGAAGACCAUGAAGCCGGGCAGCAUGUCCGUGGAAGCGUUCCUGGCGGAGGCCAACCUCAUGAAGUCGCUGCAGCACGACAAGCUGGUGAAGCUGCAUGCGGUGGUGACCAAGGAGGAGCCCAUCUAUAUCAUCACCGAGUUCAUGGAGAAAGGCAGCUUGCUGGACUUCCUGAAGAGCGACGAAGGGAACAAGCAGCCUCUCCCAAAGCUGAUCGACUUCUCCGCCCAGAUCGCGGAUGGAAUGGCUUUCAUCGAGAAGAGAAACUACAUCCACAGGGACCUGAGGGCUGCCAAUAUCCUGGUGUCAGCAACGCUGGUGUGCAAGAUCGCAGACUUCGGCCUGGCCAGAGUCAUCGAGGAUGAGUACUUGGCGCGGGAAGGUGCCAAGUUUCCCAUCAAAUGGACGGCGCCAGAAGCCAUCAACUACGGGUCUUUCACGAUAAAAUCAGACGUCUGGUCCUUUGGGAUCCUCCUGAUGGAGAUAAUCACCUACGGACGCAUCCCAUACCCAGGGAUGUACAACCCAGACGUGAUCCGUGCACUGGAGCGUGGGUACCGUAUGCCGCGCACGGAUAACUGCCCGGAAGAGCUGUACGACAUCAUGAUGAGAUGCUGGAAGAACAAACCAGAGGAUCGCCCCACCUUUGAGUACAUCCAGAGUGUCUUGGAGGAUUUCUUUACUGCAACAGAGAGCCAGUACCAGCAUCAGCCUUAAGGUGAAAAAGCCAGGGCAGGCAACGAAAAGCCAUCUGCCAUGCGUACCAUAUGACCUGGAGCAUACAACAGUCUCUUCCUCCCCUGCUCCAUCCCUCUCUUCAUCGUCUUUGCUCGUACCCUGUCUCUCUCAGCCCGCUCUUAGCAACCAAGGAUUUCCUGACGCACUUCUUGGGAGGCAAGAAUGCAGCGGCUUUGUGUGGGCUGCAUGGUUUUUGGAUAAGCUCGCUGGGACUUGGACCGGAGACUGGCUCGGAAAGCCCAGAUGCAGCAGAAAGUCUCCGCGGGCGGCGCCGUUCCCUGCGCUUCCAUAUUGAACCGAUGCCCUUGCAGAGAGGGAGUCGGCACUGCGGUGUAGGGAGCCUCCGCUUUCUCUCUGAGGACUUACCAAGUUGUGUGAUUUGGACCCUCUAAAAACCACCCGGGCUUUUCUUUUCGUGCAAGGGCAGCUGCUUUACACAGACAGGACAUCAGAGCCAACGGCACUCUAACGAGCCUCCUCCCCUCACAUAGUUUAAAACUAGUAUAGUUUUGCUCCCCAUCUCGAACUGUUGUGUGCUGGAGCUGUGUGCUAUUUAAUCAGCUGCUGGAUUUCUGCCCCUCGCCGAGGUGGCUGCAUUUUGGGGUUCGAUGAGGAGGGGGAAGCUUGUAAAAUGGUUUGUUAAAGGGUGUGUCUUGCACUGUAAAAUGGUCUGAAUUGUAUUUAACCAAGUUGCGUAUCGACUUCCUGGGGGCAGGAAAAAAAAUGUUCUUUAGAAAAGAUGCACAAUGCCUUGCACAUUUUUUGGUACUUUCUUGUUUAAAAAGCAAUCAGCUUGACUUUUUUUCUUUUCUUGGUUACCCAGGGGAAUGACAGCACACUUUGCUACUGGUUUUUGCAACUCCUUUUUUGGAGCUGUUUUAAUUGAUCGUUAUAAUGGCAGCCUGAUAUUAAGCCUGCCUGGCUGAGAGCCGGUUUCCUAAAGGCUCGCAGCGGGAGCGAGGAACAGGGGAUAUGAAAUAGUCUCCAUCACAGUUGACCUCGGUAUUUCCUUUUAUCCUUAUUUUCGGGGCAUCCCUCGCCUAGCUCGAUCGCUCGCCGCGACACCAAGAAACCAGGCGUUUCUUUCGCCAAGUCUCUAAAGAGACGGGGGCGGAGAGGGACGAAGCGAUGACGAGGAUUUUAAAGCCCUUGAAGGUGUGUGAUUCCGGUUUUUUGGGGGUUUUUUUGCUCCUAAUGAACUGUCCCAGAAAUUCGUUGUACUCGACUUCGUUACCAGAGAGCUGUCGCCGAUGACGUGCGCUGUUCCAGCUUGGGUUUUCAGUCAAUAAAUAUUGAAAAGGU